Molecule: messenger RNA, 1355 nt
Organism: Urocitellus parryii (Arctic ground squirrel)
Lineage: Eukaryota; Metazoa; Chordata; Mammalia; Rodentia; Sciuridae
Source: RefSeq, a predicted model, not a curated record
UGAGAGGCGGUAGCGGCGGUGGUGGCGGCAGAGGCGGCGGUAGCGGCGGCAGCUGUGAGGGGGUUCCGGGAAGAUGGUGCUGAUUAAGGAAUUCCGUGUGGUUUUGCCAUGUUCUGUUCAGGAGUAUCAGGUUGGGCAGCUGUACUCUGUUGCAGAAGCUAGUAAGAAUGAGACUGGUGGUGGAGAAGGAAUUGAAGUCUUAAAGAAUGAACCUUAUGAGAAGGAUGGCGAAAAGGGACAGUAUACACACAAAAUAUAUCACCUGAAAAGCAAAGUUCCCACCUUCGUGAGGAUGAUUGCUCCUGAGGGCUCCUUGGUGUUUCACGAGAAAGCCUGGAAUGCCUACCCCUACUGCAGGACAAUUGUAACGAAUGAAUAUAUGAAAGAUGAUUUCUUCAUUAAAAUUGAGACAUGGCACAAACCAGACUUGGGAACAUCAGACAACGUACACAGUUUGGAUCCAAACACAUGGAAAACUGUCGAAAUUGUCCACAUAGAUAUUGCAGAUCGAAGUCAAGUUGAACCAGCAGACUAUAAAACUGAUGAAGACCCAGCAUUAUUCCAGUCAGUCAAGACCAAGAGAGGCCCUCUGGGACCCAACUGGAAGAAGGAGCUGGCAGACGACACUGACUGCCCUCGGAUGUGUGCCUACAAGCUAGUGACCAUCAAGUUCAAGUGGUGGGGCUUGCAGAGCAAAGUGGAGAACUUCAUUCAGAAGCAAGAAAAAAGGAUAUUUACAAACUUUCAUCGCCAGCUUUUUUGUUGGAUCGACAAGUGGAUUGAUCUGACAAUGGAGGAUAUUAGGAGAAUGGAAGACGAGACUCAGAAAGAACUAGAAACAAUGCGUAAGAAGGGUACCGUCCGAGGCACGUCGGCUGCUGAUGUCUAGAUGAGUCCCCUGUAGGGUCAGAGACAAUAUCACACUGUUUACGUAAUCAAGGUCAAGUGAGGGGAACCAGUGCAGCCAGUGACGAGUGAAGACGAAUCUGACCAGUGUCCUGCAGUGUUGAAGUUUCCGACGUGUGCUUGUGGAAACGCACACACACGCACAGGUUCCCAGCCACAUGUGUCUGUGUGUGUGUGUGUCUGUGGCUGUAUAUAGAACGCAUGUAGAGCUGCAGACCCAGAUGCACACGCGUGUGUGUAUAUAUGUACAUACAAACAUCCUGAASGGAUUAGUACACUUUCUCCAACGUACUGUACCUAUCUUCAGCAAGAAUGCAAAAGAAAAUAUUUUCAAUAUAUAUACCUGGAACAGAUUUUAAUAAUUAUCAGAGUAAAACCAUUAAUGGACAAAUUGACUGCGAUGUGAUACGAGCUGGUAUGUUUCAUAAAUGUCAAGCUGUGGACCAACA